Messenger RNA from Aspergillus heteromorphus CBS 117.55, 3607 nucleotides. Its product is annotated as tyrosine protein kinase SWE1. Gene Ontology annotation, biological process: protein phosphorylation. Gene Ontology annotation, molecular function: ATP binding; protein kinase activity. NCBI's taxonomy places the organism in Eukaryota, Fungi, Ascomycota, Eurotiomycetes, Eurotiales, Aspergillaceae. The coding region runs from base 272 to 3475 and encodes 1067 amino acids. The transcript has 2 exons. The record is from RefSeq and is a predicted model, not a curated record.
CAUUCCACUGCGGUCGACAACAACCUCCGACCCCGUUUCUGGUUAAGACAGGAGGAGGAAGAGAGGAGAGCACCGCCACAGGCUCUGUUUGUCGUACCCGCCUGUUGUUGUGAACGCACAUUGCGGUAUUCGUCGUGAGCUGAUCCGCAUCGUAUCUUGUCGACCUCAUUGCACUACAGCCCAUAAUCGACUGCUGGAGUGAGGGUUUCUCUACCUUAGUACACCCUAGAGGAUCAUAUCAUUGCGCUGCCUCUACAAACCGAUAUACACAAUGGUUGCGACGUUUUCGCCGCACCGCGAUGCGGGUGGCACGUUACACUUGCCCUCGCACCCUGGUAUUCACCAUAUGGAUGCUAACUCGGCCAUCCGACAACUGCGCCGGUCAUUGUCCCGUUCACCUUCCAAGAGUUCCAACUUCCCAUUGCUUGCCUCCCGAAAUCACUCGCCAUCGAAAACAGCACCAUAUAUCUCGUCUCCUUUGUCACCGUCACGAAGAUCCGCACAAAGCAACUUCGUCCUUUUCCCGAGCUCCUCUCAUCAGUCUCCAUUCGCAGUGCCGUAUCCUCCUAGCGCUAAGAUAACAAGACCUACAAUGCGCCGUGUGCGGACGUCUCCAAGAAGUCCUGUGAAGCGUGCUUUGAAUAUCUGCACGGACCACGGAAACGCGAAGCCUGCGCAGUCAAUCCCAACAACCCCCGGCGUGGAAAAUACCCCCACAAGUCCGGCGCCUACUCAAGUGGAAAAUGUACCUGACGACACCUGUCUCGAUGACACGUCCGCAUGCACAGAGCCCACCCUGGCACCGCGUACAUCACUCUCUCGAAUCGAGAAGCGGCGCAGUGGGACUUUCGGCUCAUAUGCCACAGUUAGCCCAUUGAAAAGGAGCGAUGGAAUCAUGAACUUGGAUCGGGUGUCUCGCGGUAGUCCUUCGGCCAAGAGGCGAAGUGUCCAUGCUGCCAACUUGUCGGGUGAGUUCAGCAUAUUUGACAAUGAAGACUCUCCGAAUAUUGUUGAGGACGCUCGAGUUGAGUCUUCAGCAGAGACCAACACGCCCACGUUUCCCACCGCCAUAACCCCAUUCAGCCCCUUUGCCACCAUCCCCAAAAGAUCAUCCUCGUUACGGCGAUCUACUCUUCAGCAGCGCCAAAGUGAUCGCUCCCUUUUCGCUAGAGCAAAGGCCAUGGGCGAAAUGCCUGAGGCUCCAGACAUCGGGACCCCUCUCACAGUUCGGCCACGCAUGUCUUUGGAUCACAGCCUUUUCCAGCCUAACAGGGACAGCCCUUUCUCAUCUCGACCGACGCCUGGUAGCCCGUUAUUUGCAUCGACUGGCAACAAUACUGAGCAGCCCCGCCCCGCCGCCCACCCGUUGUCCAGGACCAUCACUCAAUCGUCAUCUGGAUCCAGUCUAGCGGACGACUCUCCCACACAUGAGCCCAUUCAUAAGGGCGAUCGCCCGAGAGGGAUUUUCAAUUUCUCUAAAUCUCUCCCUGCGGGGGCCACUCGGCCUGUUCCGGUGCGACAUCUCAAUCGUGAAGAUUCAACAUCCUCCGUUGACUCCUUUGCUACGCCCGAGAACUAUAAGUUGGUCAAGCCUCUUCCUGCGGCGUUCAUGUCAACUGGUCUCAUAUCGAAAAAGAACCGUAACGCUGAGGAUUCCCGGAACACGCUAGGAUUCAGCAAAAACAUGCCAGAUACCCCGUGUAAACGGCCCAUUAACCUUUUCCCCACUGGUGGAUCAAAAUUACAGGGGGACCGACCUCUAGACAUAACAAACCUUGCUCAGCAGUCGGAUGCGAUACCUCCAUCGCCGUUCAAUCCCCCCAGCUCGCGUCCGAAACCCGGACCUUUUGCUCGAGGCAUGGGUAUUUUCGGCAACUCUUUUAACAGACCCGAGGUGUCACGACGUGGCAGCUUUGCGAGUACUGAUGGCGAGGAGUUAUUGCCAUCUCAAUCACCCUGCGGCCGGCAGAACAGCCAACCACUAAGCGAGUCUGACUUUCCCCCGACGCCAACCAAGCAGACAUUUUUCCCCUCUCGAACCUAUCCGCCCCAAGUCUCACAGAUCGCUUCUCUUGAAAGAUUAGCAGAGGCUAAGGGAGUCAAUUCAAGUCCCCUGCAUGACAGGUUUCAGCGUGGCUCUCCACGUACUCCGCAGGAUCAUUUCUUCCCUGAUCCGAGUGGGCUCUCGAUUUCUAACGACCAGCAGUCUAUUAAACCCGACUUUAAUUCCUCUAACUUGCCGGCGACUCCCACUGGCCCUCGUGACUCAUUCCAGUCUGGGAAACGUCCCAGCCUUCCGUUGGCUGGGUAUCAUGCGCCAGAUGUAGACCCUAGCUUAACCUCACGUUUCGAGCGGGUUGAGCUGGUUGGGACUGGAGAAUUUUCUCAGGUUUACCGUGUUGCUGAGCCUCACGACACACCGAAGCCCCCUCUUUUCCCGGAUGACGCGCAUCCUCCCAAAACAUUGCCUGAACAGGUAUGGGCUGUCAAGAAGUCAAAACAACCGUAUUCGGGCCUGAAGGACCGCGAACGUCGCAUCCGUGAGGUGGAUGUUCUCAAGUCGCUGACCAACUCUGAUCACAUCAUCUCCUUCAUCAAUAGUUGGGAAGAUUACGGGCAUCUUUAUAUUCAGACAGAGUUUUGCGAGGAAGGGAGUUUGGACGUGUUCCUGGCCCAAGUUGGACUCAAGGCAAGACUAGAUGAUUUUCGGAUCUGGAAAAUUUUGUUGGAGUUGUCCAUGGGUUUAAAGCACAUCCAUGACAUGGGGUUCAUCCACCUCGACUUAAAGCCGGCCAAUAUCCUAAUAACCUUUGAGGGCGUCUUGAAGAUUGCUGAUUUUGGCAUGGCCGCACGUUGGCCAGCAGAAGAUGGAAUCGACGGCGAGGGCGAUCGGGAAUACAUUGGGCCGGAAAUCUUAAUGGGCCGCUUUGACAAACCGGCCGACCUUUUCUCGCUAGGCCUGAUCAUGUUUGAGAUUGCUGGGAAUGUCGAGCUGCCGGACAAUGGCCUCUCAUGGCAGAAGCUCCGUAAUGGGGACAUGAGCGACAUUCCCAGUCUGACAUGGAGCUUUGAGACCAGCAUUUUCCGCGACGCGUCCGGUAAUCCGAUAUCAGAAGAGCCCUCGUUCGAAGAAUUAUGUACAUCCGACUUUGGGGACGACGAUUUCGGUGCAGACAGUUUUCUCGGAGGCCGGUCGUCAAAUAAGCGACAAGCAGUCCCAGUCAUUCGGACAGGAGAGCUCGUUGAUCCUCCUGACUUCAUGGUUGAUGCCGGCCACGAGCAGGCCUUGGAUAAGAUCGUGCGAUGGAUGAUCUCACCGGAGCCGCUUGAUCGACCCACAGCGGAUCAAGUGCUGGAGACGUACGGAGUCCAAUUUGUUGCCUGCCGGCGCCGCGCUGGAGCCAUCGUUUACGAAGGCAACUGGGGCCCUGCCGACGAUGUCCUGGCAGAGGACGCCGAGAUGAUCGAUGUUUAAUCAUCACGACUUGACAUAUCUAGUGCAUUUGGACGGAGUUGGCGCUUUCCUUUACAAUACCAUCUAAUGACGGCGUUUAUGCGAGAAUCCGAACUUUUGAUCUUAAUGUCCAUUUCCCUCGAUGACCCAGAU